UAAUGGUGUUAAUUGCCGAAAAUGUUCAGAAAUGAGGACAAAACCUUGUUAAUCCAUUUUUGUAGAAGUUUAAAGGGGGCGGAUCACCACCUGGAGCGCAGGCAGUCACCUUACCAUUCGCUCUCCUCGCCGGAUAUCCCUCCGCCCUAAGCAGCGGACCCAAGAAAGCUCCGCCUCGGAUGCUGACAGCAGGCGGGGGGAGGAGCCAGGUAGCGGCCAGACUGACACGUAACAGUCCUGCGUGAAAUUUAAGGAAGAAGCUGCAUCUUUUUUCUAUACAGACAAUUUUUUUUUUUUUUUGGAUCAUCACCUACCUCACUUCAGACUUGAUGAGUAGCUGAGCUGUUCCGGAAGCCCGUUUGAGCGCCUCACAGGAGGAGCGACCGAAGCGGGACGAAUCCGACCGGGGAUAUAGAGCCCGACGCUUAAAAUGAGAUUUUCUGUGUUUAUUUCUGUCCUGCGGUCGCUCGGCCCGGUGGUAAUCGGCAUUUCGCUGGGGUUCACGCUKAGUUUGCUGAGCGUUAGCUGGACGGAAGAAGCAUGUCCUCUCGAGGGCACCAGGGAGGGCGAGGAUGUGACUUCGGGUCAGGAUGGACUGCUCAAGGGAGCCCGAAAACCCAACUCGGUCUCGGCUGUGAACGAUGCGGAGUCCGGGGAGGAUUUUCAACCCAGAAUAGUCCCGUACAAACAAGUCCAGCCUAGUGCUCCAAAGAAAGUUUUCAGGGCUAAAUACAUAAGCACAGAGUUGGGGAUGCGAGAGCGCCUCUUCGUUGGGGUUCUGACAUCCAAAAACUCCAUCAACACCCUGGGCGUGGCUGUGAAUCGCACCAUAAGCCAUCACUUCGACGCUGUGGCCUUCUUCACCGGCUCGCGCAACCGCAAAGUCCCUCACGGCAUGUUUGUGGUUUCCCACGGAGACGAGCGGCUGAUCUGGAACAUGUUUCAGACCGUCAAGUUCAUCUUUGAUCAUUACAUCAACGAAUACGACUGGUUCUACUUGGUCCAGGACGACGCCUACACAGAAGCGGACAGGAUCAAGGCGCUGGUGGAGCACCUGAGCGCGGAUCGAGAGCUUUACAUGGGCCGCCCUGAGGAGUUCAUAGGCGGAGAGAUGGAGGGGAAGUACUGCUACGGGGGGUUUGGGUACCUCCUGUCACGCAGCUUGCUCUUACGACUUCAGCCCUUCCUGGAAAACUGCAGGAAUGACAUCCUGAGCUCCAGGCCUGACGAGUGGCUCGGGAGGUGCAUCAUUGACUACACCAGUGCAAACUGCGUUAGUGAAUAUGAGGGUCUUGAGUACCACCAUUAUGAGCUUGGAAAAAACUCCGAUCCGAGUAAAGAACAGAACGAACAGUUCAAGAAAGCUCUAACCGUUCAUCCGGUGUCCGACCCUGAACAAAUGUACCGGCUGCACAGGUAUUUCUCUGAGAUUGAACUUCAGAAGACUUACGACGAGAUCGCUAAGCUGCAGGCAGAAAUAAAAAAUGUUAGCGUGCUUGCUUUUGAAGGCAAUCGAAGCGCUCAGUGGCCGGUGGGGGUCAACCCACCUUUUGAGCCUAAAUCUCGAUUUGAAGUCCUGAAGUGGGAAUACUUCACAGAAGAGGAGAUUUAUUCAUGCAUCGAUGGCGCUCCAAAGUGUGAGCUGCGUGGCAUUGACAAAAUGGACAUAGCGGAUGUCAUAGACACGGCCAUAGAAGAGCUCAACAAAAAGUACAUGCCUACUUUACAUCUUAAGAAGCAGCAUCUCAUUAAUGGCUACAGACGCUUUGACCCCACCAGAGGCAUGGAGUACACCUUGGACCUUCAGGUUGAAGUUGUCAAUCAGAAAGGUCACAGCCGGUCCAUCACCAAAAGGGUCCACCUGGUGCGACCUUUAAGCCUCAUAGAGAUUAUCCCCAUGCCCUAUGUCACUGAAGCUACCAGGGUUCACAUCAUUAUACCCCUUACUGCAGAAGAUCGGAGCUAUGUUAACCAUUUCCUCGAAGUCUUUGCUUCCAAUGGCUUUGAGACCAGUGAGAACGCCGUCCUAACGCUAUUGUUCAUUUAUGACCCAGAAGAGGCGCAGCAUGUUAAUCAUGAUGAUAUUUUUGCUGGUGUGAAGAAUCAGAUAAACGUUUACGAACGGAAAUACCCAGCAGUGAAAAUCCCAUGGAUAAGCGUCAAAACGGAGGUACCGUCUCAGAUCAAGUUUAUGGACAUCAUCUCGAAGAAACACCCAGUUGACACGUUGUUCUUCCUGGCUCACGUCAACACAAACAUCAACGCUGAGUUUCUGAACCGCUGCCGCAUGAAUUCAAUAAACAACUGGCAGGUGUUCUUCCCUAUACAUUUCCAGGAGUACAACCCUGAUGUGGCCUACCACAACCAGCCACAUCCGGCCACCGUGGAUCUGGUAAAGGAUGCAGGACAUUUUGACCGGAGAUCAUUCGAUGAAGCGUGCUUUUACAACUCGGACUACAUGGCAACGAGGUCUAGAAUGGUAACUGACAUUCAAGAAAACGAGGAUCUACUAGAAAACCUGGAUAUCUAUGACAUGUUUGUAAAGUAUUCAGGCCUACACGUGUUCAGGGCAGUAGAGCCAGCUCUACACCAACAAUACCGCUACCAAUCCUGCAACCCAAAACUCAGUGAAGACGUCUACCAUAGGUGUAUUCAAAGCAAUAUGGAAGGCAUUGGUUCUCAAUCCCAGCUUGCAAUGCUGCUGUUUGAGCAAGAACAAGGAAACAGUACUUGAAAACAUCAGAUUAAAUCUGCUCAUCCAUGUUUUUACAUGGAUGACUGAGGACGCUGAAGAGCUGCUGUGAUAUGGCGAAAACGGGAGAAACAAGUCUGCUGUGACUUUACAUGACACUCUCCCUUUCUUCCUGAAUGCAGCCCAAGUUUAAAGCUGCAGUGACAUUCUCCACCAGAACAAGUGCUUUAAGGGCUAUUUGGUUUGUUCUCUUUGUUAGGUUUGACAAAUACAUGUGACACCUUGUAAUGAAACUAGUCUUGAGUUGCUGAAACCAAAUAUCCUCGCAAUGCUGGCAAAUUAAAAAACUGCACCAGGCAGUUUUUAACCACUAGAGGAGAGAAACCUAAGGGCAGAGAUUUGUCGUUUUAAUGGUGGUUUAUGGCAAACACUCCUUAUUCUGGAAGAAACUUACCGGAUUGGUCUUUGAGGACUGAAACUGGUUAGGAUCGGUACCAGGGAUCGGUCACAGUUAGAAAUAAUAAUAAUAAUAAUAAUAAUAAUAAU
Messenger RNA from Austrofundulus limnaeus, 3238 nucleotides. It is a transcript of the gene chpfa, whose product is annotated as chondroitin polymerizing factor a. Gene Ontology annotation, molecular function: glucuronosyl-N-acetylgalactosaminyl-proteoglycan 4-beta-N-acetylgalactosaminyltransferase activity. Gene Ontology annotation, cellular component: Golgi cisterna membrane. The record is from RefSeq and is a predicted model, not a curated record. Bases 431 to 2734 code for a protein of 767 amino acids. The transcript has 4 exons. Lineage: Eukaryota; Metazoa; Chordata; Actinopteri; Cyprinodontiformes; Rivulidae.